GACUGCUAUGGACUGGUUGUGGGAGCAGCACUGGCUCCUGUGGCACCAGUGUCUCGCGCUGCCGUUGGCUGUGCUUUACUCCCUGGCCCGGGCACAUCUCUCCCUGACCUGGAGGUACGUCAGCCUGGGCCUGGGGGGCUGUCUGCUGGCCGUCGGCACCAUGGGGGUCUACAGCCUGGUGGUCCUCGUGGCCGCGCUGGGGUUCGCUCUGCUGGUGGUGUGGGUCCCCCCCGACCGGGUCCACGGCUGGGUGUUCUGGGGGCAGAUGCUGUGGCAGACCGUCUGCCACCUGCUCCUUCAGCACGGGGAGGGCCUUCUCCCCCAGGGGGGGGGCGUCAGGGCCCUGGUGGCGGUCUCCUCCCUCAUGCUGCUCACCCAGAGGGUCACCAGCGUGUCCAUGGACCUCCAGGAGGGGCGGAUCCGUCUGCCCCAGGGGGGCGCUGCCAGCUGCCCCCUCUUCCUCCUCUCGCUCUGCAGCUACGUGCUCAGCUUCCCGACCCUGCUGGGGGGCCCCCUGUACCCCUACAGCUACUUCGUGGGCUGUGUAGAGGGCUCGGGCCCCGGGGCCCCGCCCCUCCCUCUGGGCGCGGUCUCGCUGAAGCUGCUGCAGGUCCUGCUCCUGGAGGGGGUCCGGGCCGGCCUCCUGCGGGGCCUCCCGGGUCCCGGGCCGGCGGCGGCGGUGGGGGGGCCGGCGAGGGCGUGUCUGUGUCUCUGGGGCGUGGCUCUGGCUCUGAGGCUGCGGUACUACUCCCACUGGGGGGUCAGCGAGGGCCUCAACCUCGCCGCCGGCUUCGGCCCCCGGGGCCCCGACCGGGGCGGGCUCUCGGACGGCGACCCCUGGACCACGGAGGCGUCCCCCCGGGUCUCCGAGUUCGCCCGGCGGUGGAACGCCACCACGGCGGCGUGGCUGCGGCGGCUGGUGUUCCGGAGGGGGGGGCGCUGCCCCCUGCUGCUGACCUUCGGCUUCUCGGCCUGGUGGCACGGCCUGCGCCCUGGGCAGGCGGCGGGCUUCCUGGGCUGGGGGCUGGCGGUGCGCGCGGACUACGCCCUGCACCGCCACGUGGGGGCGGCGCUGAGCUCCCGCUGGGGGCGGGGGCUGUACGCGGGGCUCAGCUGGGCCCACACCCAGGCGGUCAUCACCUGGGUGGUGCUGCUGGUGGAGGCCCGGGGCGUGGCCCCUCUGGGGGCGUGGUCCUCUGGGGGCGUGGCUCCUCUGGGGGCGUGGUCCUCCGUGUCCGUGCUUCUGUUCCCGCUCCUCAACGCCGCUCUGGCGCUUUGCUUCCUUCUUAAGCCCAGAGCGUUCAGUUAG
Gadus chalcogrammus (walleye pollock) is the source of this 1309-nucleotide messenger RNA. RefSeq names its product membrane bound O-acyltransferase domain containing 4 (gene mboat4). Bases 8 to 1309 code for a protein of 433 amino acids. Gene Ontology annotation, molecular function: serine O-acyltransferase activity. NCBI's taxonomy places the organism in Eukaryota, Metazoa, Chordata, Actinopteri, Gadiformes, Gadidae. Gene Ontology annotation, cellular component: endoplasmic reticulum membrane. Gene Ontology annotation, biological process: lipid modification; peptidyl-serine octanoylation. The transcript is spliced from 3 exons. The record is from RefSeq and is a predicted model, not a curated record.